Molecule: messenger RNA, 4074 nt
Organism: Hemicordylus capensis (graceful crag lizard)
Lineage: Eukaryota; Metazoa; Chordata; Lepidosauria; Squamata; Cordylidae
Product: zinc finger protein 420-like
Exons: 2
Coding region: 367-1827 (486 amino acids)
Biological process (GO): regulation of transcription by RNA polymerase II
Cellular component (GO): nucleus
Molecular function (GO): RNA polymerase II cis-regulatory region sequence-specific DNA binding; DNA-binding transcription activator activity, RNA polymerase II-specific
Source: RefSeq, a predicted model, not a curated record
CGGGACUGAUUCUGCUUGGCAUUUGCAUUGCCACAAGCUGCAAGGCUAGCAAAGCCGCGCCGACGGAGGCCCGCGUGUCAGCCCAGCUGCUCUUCAUCAUCCGUGACGCAAUCCUGCCCGGAUGCCAAGCAGCAGGUGAGACUUGGGAGAGGAAGAAUGACAGAAAACCAGCGGAGGGAGCUGCGAGAGGGGAAAAGAUGGAAAGCAACAGAGAUGAAGAACUGGAGCAUAAUGGAAGAACGGAUAUGAAAUACCUGCGUUUCAACUGUAAUCCAAUGAAUCAUACAGCAAGAAAGAAAAAGAAUACUUUGUCCUCCGCAUAGGAAAAGUUUGAGUUCAGAACCAAGCUUUCAACCUCAGUAGGAAAUGAAGGGAAGGAAAAAACCACAUAAAUGCCUGGAAUGUGGAAAGAACUUCAGCAAGAGUGGAAAUCUUACUAGACACCGUACAUCCCACACUGGGGAGAAACCACAUAUAUGCCUGGAGUGUGGAAAGACCUUCAGUGCUAGGAGAAAUCUUACUCUACACCAUAAAAACCACACUGGGGAGAAACCACAUACAUGCUUGGAGUGUGGAAGGAGCUUCAGCAUGAAGCAGGCUCUUAAUAUACACCAUAGGACCCACACUGGGGAGAAACCACAUACAUGCCCGGAGUGUGGAAGGAGCUUCAGGCAGAGCGGAGACCUUACUAGACACCGUACAUCCCACACUGGGGAGAAACCACAUACAUGCUUGGAGUGUGGAAAGAGCUUCAGCAGGAGUGGAACUCUUACUUUACACCAUAGAAUCCACACUGGGGAGAAACCAUACAAAUGCUUGGAGUGUGAAAAGAGCUUCAGCACGAGUGGAAGACUUAGUGAACACCGCAGAAACCAUACUGGGGAGAAACCAUUUAAAUGCUUGGAAUGUGGAAAGAGCUUCAGUUAUGGGAAAAGUCUUACUCUGCACCAUAUAUCCCACACUGGAGAGAAACCACAUAAAUGCUUGGAGUGUGGAAAGAGCUUCAGCAUAAAGGAAGCUCUUACUAUACACCAUAGAACCCAUACCGGGGAGAAACCAUAUAAAUGCUUGGAGUGUGGAAAAAGCUUCAGUGCUAGGAGAAAUCUUACUCUACAUCAUAGAACCCACACUGGGGAGAAACCAUAUAAAUGCUUGGAGUGUGGAAAGAGCUUCAGCGCUAGGAGAAAGCUUACUCUACACCAUAGAACCCACACUGGGGAGAAACCACAUAAAUGCUUGGAGUGUGGAAAGUGCUUCUACAAGAGUUCAAACCUUACUACACACCUUAGAACCCACACUAGGGAGAAACCACAUAAAUGCUUGGAGUGUGGAAAGAGCUUCAGUGAAAGCAGAAGUCUUACUCGACACCAUAGAACCCACACUGGGGAGAAACCAUAUAAAUGCUUGGAGUGUGGAAAGUGCUUCUACAAGAGUUCAAACCUUACUAUACACCAUAGAACCCACACUAUGGAGAAACCACAUAAAUGCUUGGAGUGUGGAAAGCGCUUCAGCCAGAGAGCACAUCUUACUGUACAUCAUAGAACCCACACUGGGGAGAAACCACAUAAAUGCUUGGUGUGUGGAAAGAGCUUCAGCACGAAUAGAAGUCUUACUACACACCAUAGAACCCACACUGGGGAGAAACCAUAUAAAUGCUUGGAGUGUGGAAAGAGCUUCAGGCAGAGAGCAAACCUUACUACACACCAUAGAGCCCACACUGGGGAGAAACCAUAUAAAUGCUUUGAAUGUGGAAAGAGCUUCAGCAAUGGUGUAUAUCUUACUAGACACCACAGGAUCCACACUGGGGGGAAACCAUAUAAAUGCUAGUUGUGUGGAAAGAGCUUUAGCAGGAAUUAACAACUUAUUAUACAUCCUAGCACCCACACUGGGGAGACACCACAAGGAAGUUAUUUUUCAUUUGCUAAGGCUUUUUUUUUUUUAGAUCACUCUGUAUUUUCUGGAAUGGGAGAGGGAGAUGCUGGGAGAUGAAAAAUUAGCCAUGGUGUCUGUUAUUACAAAUGUCUCACUGAUAGGAUAAAUUGGAUAUCUUUUGAUAUGAAAUGAUUUGGAUUUGAAUCCACGAGUCUUGAAAUUGCAACUCAGAUUCAAACACGCUCUAAACCCGGAAUCGUUCUUCAGAAUGUGGGAGUUCUAAAGUAAAUGGGAAAUAUUCCCUAGGAGGGUGUUUACCUCAAUUCCAGCAAAGGACUCUUCAGGGAAUUUCCCAAACGGCAUGAAGAAUGUUAGUGACGUUUGCGCUACUCAGACAAAUACCGGCAGUGUAAUGGGGCAGGUAAUACUUUGCCUAUCAGCGGAUAUGCGGAAUCAGCAAAAACAGACAACGAUAGGUGAGUGGACAAGGACUAUCUGUGUUGCAGUAGACUGGCAACCUACUGAUCCAGAGGAAUUAGCGGUCUCAUUGUUAGUUACAACAUCUAAGACUGGAGAUGUAUCUGACAAUAGGCACUCUUCUCCCUUCUCCACGAUUUACAUACAAAAUACAUUUGAGACUGAGAAGGCAUUGCAAGACAGCGCAGAUGUAAGGUUAAACCUUAGUAUUAACUCUGGAAGAGGGGGUACUAAAAGUCCAUGUAGGGCUUCUACUGUUUCAUCAAAGUACCCCUUAUCAAAAUAUAGAGUUCCCACUGGUCAGUCAUUAAGGAAGGAAGACACCUAUACUCAGACUUGUAAUGUAUCUAAAAUAGAAGACAGUUGUACAUGACCCUCAUUUUGAUAGAUUAGCUGAUCUGUUUGAUAUACCAUAUACUUUAUCUUCCUACAUAGAGGCAUUAACUUUGGACAAGGAUCUAGGACAGAAGUCUCCAAAUCUUUUACAUUCAACAUUGGAUUAUUGCUUCCAGGGAAGCUCAGCCCUAUUUUAUCCAGCAGAAGAUUUGUACUCCCUGGAUCAAAAGGCCUUAAUAAGCCAAUCCCUUAACACCAACUGACAAUUAGAAAAUGACACUGUAUUUGAAUGUUUUACUCUCCUCUUGUGGAACAUCUGUGGUUGGCGCCAAAAAAAGUUUGAUCUCUAGAUAUGACAUAAUUUGUUUUGUAGGAGACUUGGAUGAAGGACACAUUUGACUUCUCCAACUAUAAUGUCUUCGUGAUUCCAACAACGUUAAGUGCUAUUGGGGGCAGACACUCUGGUGGGGUAGCUACCCUUAUUUUGGUAAAUUUAAAAGCUAAUGUAAAAGAAUUGCCUGCAUGUGAAAAUUGAGCUCUUGCAAUAUUGAUUACAUGUUUUAAUCGUCAACUGAUCUGUAUAUUUGCCUACACUGCAGGAUGGUACUAGGAUUUGGCUGCAGUGGAAAUCUGUGGAGUCAUAUCUCAUGCAAUUAAUUUCCUUAUAUCUAUCAGCCUCCCUUAUUUUUGCUGGGGACUGUAAUGAAAUAUUGAACCUUAAUGAUGUAACACUAUUUGAUGGCUUUGCUUUAUGUCCUCCAAUGACUUAUGUCCAUCCUAAUAUUUAUAGAUGAGUCUCGAUAGAUAAGGUAGGCAACUUUGCAGGAUGUAUGCUCAUCCAGACUAUUAGCAACUUAGAUUUAUUUUUGUUAAAUGGUGCUGUUACAGGCGAUUGCCCUGGGCAGUAUAUCUUCUUGUCUGAGGCUAAACGGUCAACUAUUGAUUAUAUAGCAAAAUCUCGUGACCUUCCUGAGAGGAAAGCUGAAUUUAGAGUCAUCCCAAGACCAGAAAGUGAUCAUCUGCCUAUCCUGUUGAGCUGUAAUUUAUCGGACAAUUACUUUUAAAAUCGGACAUAUAAUUUGCAGGCAAACGUUAACACCAAGAUAGCUUUAGGUGGGAAGAGAAUUAAAUGGUCACACACUCUGCCCAGGUAGUGAAUGAUUGGUGUAUACCAGAAUCGGGUAUGAGGAUACGUGAGUUGCUUAUGUUAUAUUUGGGGAAUUUGGAUUGUAACUUUGGCUUGCCUGCAGAACAACCUUUUGUCAAUCAUGAUGAGAUGUUUGCAAAUUAUGAGUUUUUAAUACAUCAACUUUGCCCACUGCUGACAAGAGUGAGCUUGAGGGAUGUGGAACAGACUUCAAAAAUUAAUAAAAAAUGGUUUGAUUAGGA